AUGAUUUUUGUGAAAGCGGAAAAGACGUCCGUCAGCGCCGGCGCGUCCUUCCGCGGGGACCGCCGUGUCCUUCUCCCGGGGGCCGGCGGAGCCCCGGCGGGGGGGGCGGGCGGGGAUGGCGCGGAUGGGGCGCCCGCGGCCCCCGGCGAGGCGCUGACCGACCGGCCGCCCGCCCGCCCCGGGCCCGGGCCCGGCCAUGGCUGCGGCCCGGCGGCGGACGGGAAGCAGGACUACAGGACACUUUAUAUUCAGGAAUACGUAAAAAACAGCAAAGUGGAGUCAAGUACAUGCAGCUUCAUGGGCUUGGAAGAUCACCUGGGGCAUGACCUAGGCCACCUUCAUGUGGAAAGCCCCGUGACACAGAUACGUGCCAUUGUACCUUGGCCAAUGGUGGAGAAACCAACAAUGGAUAGAAUUAACUCUAGGAAGGAGGACGCUGCAAAGGAGAUGCCCGAAGAGCCUGGAAGCUCCAGUUGUGACUCAGAAGAAAGCACAAAUUCGGACAACGAACCAGAGAGGUCGAGUAGCUUGGCAGUCGAUUCUUGCUUGUUAACGAAAGUCCACAGACAGCUAUGUAGGUCUCCCUGCCUAGAACCUCACAGACUCAAACGCGGUGAAAUCUUGCAAGAUCUUAAGGCAGAGGAAGUCCCCACAAUCCUUAAGGGAGUGACGAAGCCCCCUGAUGUAGUGAAAGAAUACCAAACCAAACUGGAGUUUGCACUGAAAUUAGGCUACUCUGAAGAACAAGUUCAGCUUGUGCUCAAUAAACUUGGUACCGACGCUUUAAUCAAUGAUAUCUUGGGAGAACUUGUCAAACUUGGAAAUAAAAGUGAAGCCGAUCAGACUGCUAAUUCUGCUAACGGUAGCGUAAUGCGGGAAGCGUCCUCUCUCGAAUACCAGAGGUCUGAAUCUCCGCUUCAGGAGGUUGCGACAGAUGAUGGCGAUAACCUGAGGCCGAUAGUUAUUGAUGGCAGCAACGUGGCGAUGAGCCAUGGGAAUAAAGAAGUAUUUUCCUGUCGAGGAAUAAAAUUGGCUGUAGACUGGUUCUUGGAAAGAAGCCACAAAGACAUUACAGUGUUUGUUCCAGCCUGGAGGAAGGAGCAGUCGAGACCUGAUGCUCUCAUCACAGAUCAAGAGAUUUUGCGAAAACUGGAGAAGGAGAAAAUUCUGGUGUUCACUCCAUCCCGCAGAGUACAGGGAAGAAGAGUAGUGUGCUAUGAUGACAGAUUUAUUGUGAAGUUGGCUUUUGAAUCGGAUGGGAUCAUCGUAUCCAACGACAACUAUAGAGAUCUCGCUAAUGAAAAGCCAGAAUGGAAGAAGUUCAUAGAUGAACGAUUGCUGAUGUAUUCAUUUGUCAAUGACAAAUUCAUGCCGCCCGAUGAUCCUCUCGGCCGCCACGGUCCGAGCCUGGAUAACUUUCUGAGGAAGAAGCCUGUCGUCCCUGAACAUAAGAAGCAGCCGUGUCCAUACGGGAAGAAGUGUACCUACGGACAUAAGUGUAAAUAUUACCACCCCGAAAGGGGAAAUCAGCCUCAGCGUUCCGUCGCUGACGAACUCCGGGCCAUGUCGAGAACCACUGCAGCCAAAACGGCGAGCGAAGGAGGGUUGGUGAAAAGCAACAGCGUCCCUUGCAGCACGAGAAACGAUAGCGCCUCCGACGUCAAGCGCGCGGCGCCCAAGAGGCAGUCGGAUCCCAGCAUAAGAACACACGUCUACCAAGAUUUAGAGGAAAAGCUUCCCACCAAAAACAAACUGGAGAGCAGGUCGGUCCCUUCUCUAGUCAGCAUUCCCGCCGCCCCGGCUACCAAAUCCCCGAGCGCCGCGCCUCCGAGCAACGGCCUUCCGUCCGGGGUUCACUUCCCGCCUCAGGAUCAAAGAUCGCAGGGACAGUAUCCGCCGCUGAUGUUGGCGUCCAAAAGUCACGGGACGCCGCUGCCUUACGAACAGUACCCCAGAUGCGAUUCGCCCGUCGACGUGGGGUAUUACUCCAUGCUGAACGCGUACUCGAACCUCAGCCUCUCGGGGCCGCGGAGCCCCGAGAGGCGCUUCUCCUUAGACACGGAUUACCGAAUCAGCUCGGUGGCGUCCGACUGCAGCAGCGAAGGGAGCGUGAGCUGCGGGAGCAGCGACUCGUACGUGGGCUACAGCGACCGGUCUUACGUCAGCUCCCCCGACCCCCAGCUGGACGAGAACCUGAAAUGUCCACACCUGCACCCCCACGGCCACGGCCGCCUGACCUCCCAAGCCUUCCUCCAGACUUUCCACGACCCCUCGAUCCGAGCGCAGAGUUACGGGCACGAGGACCCCAAGCAUCACCCCAGCGGCCCUCCUCUCCCCUACAUGGCCGUGCCCCUCCAGCACCCGGCCGCGAGCGCCCGGUCCGGCUGCCCCGGCGACUACCCCCCGCCGCAGAGCUCGGCGCAGCCGAAGGCGCCGCAUCCCGGGAGGUCCCUGGCGUCCACCCGGAUGGACAGCGGGUCGGAUUCCCGCCUGUACGACGGCUCCCCGUCGAGGCAGAGCAAGCCCCGCGCCCGGCCCGACGGGCUCGGGGGCUGGGAGCGGCCCGGUUUCGGGCUGGACCCCUAUGGCUACCGUCAGACCUACUCCCUGCCGGAUAACCCCAGCCAGCCGUGUUACGAGCAGUUCGCCUUCCAGAGCUUGCCCGAGCAGCAGGACCCGACGUGGAGGAUACCCUACUGCGGCCCGCCGCCGGACCCGCCCCGCUACCAGGAUAACCGAGAGAAGGUGUACAUCAACCUGUGCAACAUCUUCCCGCCCGAUCUGGUGAGAGUCGUCAUGAAGAGGAAUCCCCACGUGACGGACGCUCAGCGGCUGGCGGCGGCCAUUUUGGUGGAGAAGUCCCAGCUGGGUUUCUGAGAGAGGCCGCAUCUCGGCGAUGUGCGUGGUCGUUUUCGGUUCAGCUCAAAGGCUGAGGGACGUUUGCUACAAUAGCAUUUGCGAUCUCCUUCUCGGCAAGGAGGUUAUACUAGUAAUCCAUUUAUGUGAAAUACUCUAUCGUGGGAUCUGUUUCUAUAGAGCCUCAAGCUUUGGAAAUAUCACGGGGUUGCUGUCCAUUCACACCCGACCCUUUUUUAAGAAGAGAACGUGGCCCUUUGUAAAACUAUAUUCGUGACUGGGUGGGCCGGGGUGGCGGGGCCGGGGGGGUUGACCGGUUGAGUAGAUAUAUCUGUGAUAUCUGAGACUAAUCUUUGGUGCAUCAGGGGUUUAUAUGCAGCACUUUUUAUCGGGUUUCAGUCUGAGGAACUCAAUUAGUAUUCGUCCAUCGUUUGCAAAGAAUAUCUGCAGAAAGUUGAGAGCGUUUCGGUUAGACCCAGAGGACUUUUUUUUUUUCCCAAGCCAAGCUUCCUUUGAACUUUUUACAAUGUUUUUAAGUUAUUUUAUUUGGGGGGAGGGGAGUGGGGAGGAGUGGGUUUCUCUGUAUUUUAACCGUUAUUUAUAGAAAACAGAGACUUCGGCACUGACUUGAUCUUUUAAAUGAAACGUACGUUACCGGUUUAUGUUGAGAUAGGUAACAAUAUAUCAGAAUGGUUUACAACAUGGCACUUUUCAUGGUUUCAUUUUGGGUCAUUUUUUAAUUUUGAAAUAGUUCUUUUAAUGUGUUUGGGGGAGAGCAGAUGCAAUCAAUGGAAAAGGAAUCUGUUUCCAUUUUUUUUUUUAGGUCAAGGCAAAAGCCUUUAAUGUUGCAGUUCCAACUGGCUCUUUAUUGGUGCACAGUCGAUAAAUGGAUAAAGUACCCAUUCCCCAAUAUUUACUUUUUUAAUCUAAUUAUUCUCAAUACAAGUUUUGUAUUUAAGGUACUGUUCGGUUUUCUUGCUAUUUAUCGAGGCCGGCCCGAGACAGUUCUGAGUGUUGAGGAUAUGCAACAUUUUACUGAUACUGCACUAUACCGGGUCGGUGGUAAAGCUGUAAAAUUCUAAACUAAGAGGGGGGUUUUUUUGUAAGAUACUGUAUAUUUUCUGGAAGGUAGCGUUUUCUGGCCUGUUGUAUUAUCACGGCCUGGUCCUUGCCACCGAUAGCGUAGUUUUAGAAACAGGCAGAAGCCUGUUCUAGUAUAUUAGUAAGGGACACUUUUGGUUUCAAAGUUUUGGGUUCUCCUAGCUGCUUGUGAAUAUUUUUAGAGGUUGGAAAGUCGGCUAGGCAGUCAGCCACGGGCAGCCGUUCGCCCGACAGAAUCUGGACAGUUGCCUGCCUUUUUUUCCGAAUUCCCUAUGAGCGUCCGAUCAAAGAGUCAAUCUCCCGAGAUUACCUGGAAGAUCUCCUAACUCACAGUGUUGUUGCCGAUUAGCCGACUAGCCGCAGUGCCAAGCGAGACCCUGAAGAACCAGAAUGUACCUUUUACCGUUGAUACAAAUUGUAUCUUUUUAACUAUUUUCAUUUGUAGGUCUAGUUAAAACACAAACGUGUAACUACAUUUGAUUAGACAUUUGGGCAACAUUUUAUCCCUUAUUUAAAUUUUUAAAAAAAAUGUAAGUAGAUUUGAGGUCUAGAGUAGGGUAGCCAAAAAAGUUCAGUAAUUUAUUUAGCUGAGUAAAGCGUCCGUCUCGAUUUCAUAUAAUAUAUAUUAAAAUGACUUUAUUGGCAAAUUUCUUCCUCCUAAGACCUAGCGAGUGUGAACUUGACUAAAAAUAAAGGUGAAAUGCUGCCUAAAAAUAAUGUCCAAGCACCUUUUAACUAGGAUAACAUUUUCCCUACUUUAUGUGACACUGUGUGUUACACCGAGUAGGAGUCGGGUAUACAGUAAAUGCUUCUAAAAAGCAUUGUGCUUAUUGACAUAGCCAAUAAUCUGAACCGUGUUCAGCAAACUUACUUCAGAAAGUGUUCCUCUCUGCAGCUUUGGCCGUUGUCCUCGAGGCAGGGUCGACAUUCACCCGUCUCCUGUGACGACGCGGCGGACGAUGCAAACGGGCCAUCUCGAGCGGUGCCGGGGAGGGGGGCAUCACUCACCCGUAGAAAUCUUUCGCGUCGAUUUGAUCGGUCGCUUCGUCGAACGCGUUUCACGGUAGAGGCUGAUUCAGUGCCAUUAACGGAGUUUCGCCUGUAGACGGUCCCGGUCUCAGUUUGAUCGCGAAGAUACCGUUUAUUUUUUUAAUUUGAUGGAAGCGGACUCUGCUACGUCAUAGCGUGGGGGGCCACUGUCCUUACUGGAGGUACGGUGAUUUGAUCCGGACUUUUUGUUUGCAGUUUUCGUCUUCGAUUAUAAAUCGUAGGAAGAUUUCGGCUAAGCUUUAAGGACUUCUCUGAGUGGGUUGUAGGAGUAAACGCACGUCACAUUUUCUAUUUGACACCCUGUUGUUUCUAGCAGGUUGACAAAACGCUUACUUGGGUCCUGACCGAAUCGUGCGAACCAUGAGAAGAGUAGUAAAAUCUACAGCUGAGGUGAAUAGAGAUGAGUUGCCCACAUUGAAUUCUUCAACUUUAAGUGAUGAAAGGCAGGUUUCUAGCUCGCCACCGCCUCAGGUCAAAUGGACAGUUCAUUUCGAUUUCAAGCGUCCAAGCUGUGGGGCAUACUUGCAGUACAGCUCGAUCUGGAUUAGCCGUGCAAAUAGGGGCGGAGGUAUUGUGGACAAAUGAAAUCCACGGAGAAUCCAAAACCUUCACUUUGGCCAAUGUUUCGGCCUACUUUCCCAUCGGAUCUUUCAUUUGAGUUGUCAGCAAAUAGAAGAAAGAUGACCAAGCAAGAGUAGAAGAAGAGGAUUGAUGAGGGGAGGAAGAAGCACAGAUGGAACCAUUAAUUGGAAAAUCCGUUUUUGAGUCAUCAAGGCCUGGUUGUUUUGUGAAUUGAUAUUGUACUUCCAGAUUUUCUAUCUUGGAGUACAAGAAAGGGCCUGGCUGGCCUUAAUAUUUCUAUAUAUACGUAAGUCCUGCCAGAAUUCAUUCUAUUUAACAUUCAGAGGAGAUAACCACAAACAUGCCUAUCCGCAGAACUUUUCAUCCUUUUUAAUGAAAUGCAUCAAUGCAAAUAAUUCAACUCUAAAAAAGAGUCAGGGUUUUGCUCUGCCUUUUUGCUUUUUUAAGAGGAUGAUUAUCGGGUGCCCUGUGGUGGGGGCUAUUUUGGCCUGCGAAGUAGCUGACCGAUACUGCCAAGAGAGGCAGGGUUAUCCGUGAAAGGACCGCCACCUGUCUCAGUAUUUUGAGAUUAUUAUGCUGCUCAUUUUAGUAGAUUGAAAACAACAAAAACAAUUUAAAUCUAUUGAACUGUGCUUAAGCAUCGUCACCGUUGGUGGGUACGUACUGAAAGACUAACGCGCGUUCAAAAGUGUAGCAAUGCACUUCAACUCUCCUGCAGUUUGGGGAUUUGCACAUUCCAGUUGUGUCGACUUGAGUGUUUUGGUCAGAGUCUGCCCUAGCAUGUAUUGCGUUUUUUAUUCCGUCACUAUAUUGGUCUUUUGGAUUCACCUGGAGUGCCCAACAAAACUGCAAUAGAUUCAGACAGAUAAGUAUUUUUCAGACUGUUCUAAUGGGAGUUCAUCUAAUGAGCCAUCUGGAACAGAACAAAUAUAGAGGAAAUACGUAAGCGAGAUGGAAGGGAAAAUCUUGGCCGUUAAUACCUGUUGGUAACUGAAAUGAAGAAAUCAAAGCUAAAGACUAAAUAUGAAGUAGCGUUGAAGGAAAAGAAUAGGUCUUAAGAAGGAAGGUGCAGGUGAAUUUUAGAUUAGACUGUCUUUCUCACGAGGGAAGAUCUGUGGAUCUUUAGGAGAGUUGAGAAAGAGAAGUGACUGAAUUUGGAAUGCCACCAAAAAAAAAAAAAGCACACCAAACAGUUGGACGUUACUUGUUCAGAUAUGUCAAGGGGUAUUCCACAGAUGCACUCGUGUUUAUCUUGACGGGUCUGGAGCAUCGUACGAAUGCACUGAUGGCGUUAGAAUGUGAAUGUGAAACCCCGGAGGGACAGGGACCAGGUCUAAUUUCCACCUCUGUGUUCUUUCCCAGCGCUUAGUACAGUGAUCUGCACACAGUGGCACUGAAUAAAUACCAUUACGGUCAUUAGAGUGACGGAGCAGCUAAGCUGCUCUUCUCCCCUCAGCUUUAAUGGACGUGUGUACCAAAAAAAAAGUUGGUUUUCAAUAAAUUAGACUGUCCUGAAUAUUUUCAAAGGGCUCCGUUGAAUCUCCUCGGUCCAACUCCUGUUGUUUUCUACUGUUUAGAGAUUUUGUCUUGAAAACCCCAUCUGUCUUAAGGGCAAAACAAUCCAUCCAUAUACUGUAGGUUUAUUCUCUAGGAUAGAUGGGACAAUGACUGUUGAGUCAGAAAUUGUAUGUGACUAGUCUAAUUGUAGGAAGAUAGAACUGAAGUGUAGCGUGCUAAGUGUGUGUAUAUGUUUGUGUGUACGUUUGUGUGUGUGUGUUUUCUAGACCACAGAAGCCACAUAUCUAGACUUUCUCUGUCUAGGCUUUUAGUAUAGAUUUCAUUUAGUCUUUUGGGGACUGUCCUCAGUGAAUCGUGCACUAAUGCAGUCAGUAAUUUUGAGGGCAUUAAAAGCACACAUAGGACAAAACAUGCUCAUUUGCGGGGCAUUGUAAACUGUAUGACAGCAGAUAAUAUUCUGUGCAUAAGACUAGAAAAUAGGUCUGUGUUGAUAUAACUAUCUACUUAAGUAAUUCUAAGUGUUUGCUGGUACUUCAGCUUUUAAACAGUGUUGAUUGUUUUUACAGGGAUCACUUGAAUCUUAUUUUUCUUUAAUAUUGCGUCAGUUGACCUGUUUGCAACUUAUCUUAAAAUCAACCUUGGAAGCUUUUCCCAAAUUUCCAUUCUGGGGGCGGGGGGAGGGGGUGAGAAUCGGUAACGUUUUGAGUUUUUAUCUAUUUGAGAAUGGAAAAUCUGUAUAUAUUUUAACCCAGUUUUACAGAAUUUAUGAAACUUUGCUCCUUAAUACACAGCCUACCCAAUUUUCCAUUUUUCUGCCCAGAUCUUUCAGACAAAUAAAAUUCAGUGCUUUUCAUUGAAACUGCAUGUCCUCUUUUGUAAGGCAGUUUGUUUCUCAGGGGAGAAAGUUUGUUGGGUUUUUUGUGUUUGGAGGGUGUGUGAGUGUGCGUGUGUGGCAAUGUCUUUCUUUUAUCCCAACUUUCAAAUUUUGCAACUGCCAAUCAGAGCACCCUGAAGAUGAAUUUGGAUCACGCGCACAGGGCAGGCCCAGAUUGACUUAUUUCAGAUUUGGUGACUCCUUUUCUUUUCCCCCUAGAAAUGUGUAAUUUUGGACUGGAAGGUAGAAUUUCCAUCAUCUUUCAACCUUCUCUUGUAGGAACAGUAGGUCAGAGGUUGUGAUGAGAUCGACAGGUAAUGUGAAUGUUAUUUUCUGUUCCGUACUAUUUGCCUGCCCUGUACUUUUUUUUUUGGUGAAUGGAUUAUUCACAUCUCCAAAAGCAGUAUUUAGACAUCAUGCAAAUUCUUAUCUAAACUGUUUGUGAUUCAGCUGUUACGAAGCAAUAUUAAAAGACGCAUACGUUUCCCUCA
Ornithorhynchus anatinus (platypus) is the source of this 8472-nucleotide messenger RNA. RefSeq names its product zinc finger CCCH-type containing 12C (gene ZC3H12C). The record is from RefSeq and is a predicted model, not a curated record. Gene Ontology annotation, molecular function: metal ion binding; mRNA binding; RNA endonuclease activity. Lineage: Eukaryota; Metazoa; Chordata; Mammalia; Monotremata; Ornithorhynchidae. The transcript is spliced from 7 exons. Bases 1 to 2877 code for a protein of 958 amino acids. Gene Ontology annotation, cellular component: cytoplasmic ribonucleoprotein granule; nucleus.